AUGACUCAUUUCCAUCUUGAGAGAGUAACUUGUAACUAUGAGAAGCACGUCCUGAAGCUGGAUGUGGAAGACUGCUGCAGAUGCUGUCAUGGACCACCCGAAACAGCUCACCACCUCCUCAGUGCCUGCCCCAAACUAGCCCCAAGGGAGUGGUUGUGUAGGCACGGUCAGAUGUGCAAAUAUGUACACUGGUGUGUCUGCAAGCAAGCUGGCCUAGAUGUCCCAGGGAAUUGGUACGAACACCAGCCACAGUCUGUAGUGGAGAACUCCUCCACCAAGGGUAAUCUGCCAGGAGAAGACUGGAGAGCACCAGGGCAUAAGCCUUGUGCUGAACUGCUGGAAAGAAUUUCUGGUCUUGAGUUAAGAAAUCUGCAGUUGGAGCAGAGAUUGAAGAUGGUCCUAGAUGAGCAAGAGAUGCUCGUGACACAUCUGAAGCAGAAGGAUUUGGAGGCUGAGAAACGUCUUCAGGAGAGAACCCUCCGUUUCAAAGUCCAGGCAAGUCCAUUGAUUGACUGAUGCUGUCAUGGACCACCCAAAACGGCUCACCACCUCCUCAGUGCCUGCCCCAAACUAGCCCCAAGGGAGUGGUUGUGCAGGCACGGUCAGAUGUGCAAAUAUGUACACUGGUGUGUCUGCAAGCAAGCUGGCCUAGAUGUCCCAGGGAAUUGGUACGAACACCAGCCACAGUCUGUAGUGGAGAACUCCUCCACCAAGAUGGAAAGGGAGAAGAUGAUGUGGGAAAAAGAGAUGAAGGAGAAGGAAGAGGCAUUGAAAGAUUGCCAGACAUCCCUGGAGCCAUCACUGGAGGAAAAUCGAAGCCUCCUUCAGCAUCUGCGCACUUGCCAGGCUGAGAAUGCAGAACUUCGGGCUCAGAUUGCAUUUGCUGCCGAUCAGAAAGAAGCAGAAGAUAGAUUCAUGCGUGGGCAAAUCAGUCAGCUUCGCAAGAACCUUGAUGCCCUUCAGGCAGAAAAGCGAAACUUGGACAGGGAGCUCGAGAUGAUGCACCGCCGGGCUCAGCGGACAGAGGAGUCCCUGAGGGAAGCUGAAAAGGAUGUCAGAGAGAAGAGACUUGAGCUCUCUCAGCUCCAGGUUCAAUUAGAGACAUUAAAAGAUGAGAAAAAGCGGGCUAAUUUCAAGUCAGAGUUUGAAAUAUCUCGUCUUAAAGCCAAGUAUACAUCCUUGAAAGAGAGCAUGUCUUCUGAUUUGGAAGGCCUUCAGGAAGACCUGGAGAGGAGAGAGGGGAAGAUUGGUGAGCUAGAAGCACUACUGAUUGCACGAGAUGCUGAGAUAGAGUCUCGGAACCAGGAGCUCCUUGCAAAGUGUAAUGAGCUGAGUCUGCACAUUGACUGCCUUGAUCUCCGUGAUCGGCUUCAGAAAUCCCAGGAGUUGGUUAAGCAGAUGGAAAAUAAGAAAGAAGAGCUGGAGAAAGUAAUGGAGGAAAUUGAGAAAUGGAGGAAGAGAGAUGAAGAAUGGAAAGAGGAGAAGGGACGCCUUGUACAACGGAUUUCUGAGUUGGAGGCAUCUCUGACAUCCGCGACUGAAAAUCAUUCACAGGAAACAAAGCAGCUUAGUCAGGCAAGAAGCAUGCCAUUUGAAGCAAGCACACUGAAAGAAGAGGUAAAGAGACUGAAGAAACUACAGAAAAGGUUAAAGGAGCCUGGAUUGGAUAUGGGAUUGGCUCAUCUUCGCCUUCAACUUGGAUCUCUACAACGCCUCGAGGAUCUCUUCAAUUCAGCUUCUGUACCUCAUCGGGGGAAGGAGGAGUUGGAAGCAGAAGUGGAGAAGCUUCAUAACAGACUAGAUACCCUCUUGAGUCUGCAUUCCAAAGAUCCAGUUCCUUGA
Darwinula stevensoni is the source of this 1842-nucleotide messenger RNA. The record is from the annotation of a GenBank genome assembly. NCBI's taxonomy places the organism in Eukaryota, Metazoa, Arthropoda, Ostracoda, Podocopida, Darwinulidae.